Didymodactylos carnosus is the source of this 1668-nucleotide messenger RNA. Lineage: Eukaryota; Metazoa; Rotifera; Eurotatoria; Philodinida; Philodinidae. The record is from the annotation of a GenBank genome assembly.
AUGUGGGAGGUAUUACAGUUGGUAACAGCUUUACCCCCAAAAUCUCAUGUAAUAGUAGCAUCGAACAAAGGACAUCGUGGUCAUCAUACAUCAGAAGCAGAAAAAAACUUUUUGUCUUAUGGCAGUCAUGUAUUGAAAAAUGGAAAAAUUCUAUCACAACCAAUCGUACGUCCAAUUCCAGUGGAUCAGUUGACACUACCAUUACAACUUGAUGAUAUUGGUAAACCAUUUGUUUUACAAGGUGAUAUUUUAAUACCAUUGAAUGGAAAAAUCAAUAAUAAAUUAGCAACAGUGGCACAUUUAUUGUGGAAAAAUGGUUCGUUAUCAAAAUCGUCAUUAAACAGACUAAAACGAAAAAUUAUCAGUGAAAUUAAUGCAAAUGGUGAGAGUCAGCGGUGGCCAAGAUCAGUGGUACCUUAUGAGUUUCAAGACAAUAUAGAUCCACAAGCAAAACAGAAUGUACUUUCAGCCAUGCAACACUGGCAUGAACGUACAUGUAUUCGAUUUGAACCGUAUAACGCAGCAAAACAUCGGGAUAUUUAUUCUAAAAUUGUUAUUCAAGAUAAUGGACCAGGUUGUGCAUCCUACGUUGGCUAUCGUCCUGGUUCAGAUGGCUUCGUAUUUUUAAGUACAGUAUUUUUACCUGUCACUUGUCCCUUUGGAUCAGCUGUACACGAACUCGGUCACGUUAUUGGAUUUUAUCAUGAAAUGUCGAGAACAGAUCGUGAUCAAAAUAUUUUGCUAUAUUUUAAUCGAAUGAGUCAAAUAGAAGCAUCACAAUAUGAUAUUAUGCCUGAUCCACAACCGAACUAUUAUGGACAACCAUAUGAUUUAUAUUCAGUGAUGCAUUAUUAUGGAACGGAUGUAAUGUUGGCGAGAGAUUCUCGUCGAGCUUUUCUUAUGGGGAUGUCAUUUUUAGAUAUUAAACUGGCCAAUCUUGGAUAUCAUUGCGGAGAUAAGUGUAGUGGAAAACCAAUAUGUGAAAAUGAAGGUUACAUAAAUCAAAAUUGUCGUUGCUCGUGUCCUGACGGAUUUAGUGGUUAUCAAUGUAAUAUAUUGAUGGAUGUACAAGUACCUAGUAUAGGAAAAUCAGUUUCUCAUAUAAAUAAUGCUCAGCCUCAUGUCACGACAUUAUCAUCAUCACAUAAUGACUGGCUUCCAUGGACACCGUGGUCGAUUUGUAGUGAAACAUGCGGUAAAGGUGUUCGAGUUCGAACACGAGUUUGUCCUGAAGGUGCAAAAUGCUCAGGAUCGUCAUUUGAAAUAGAAUCGUGCAAAAGUUCUUCCUGCAAAGGUUGUACGAGAGUUAUCGAUAUUACAAGUCGAUCACCUGUUGCUAUAACGUCACCCAAUUAUCCGUCUGAUUAUCAAUCAAAUCUUGAAUGUUAUUAUUAUAUUCGUGUACCACAAGGAUAUAAAAUAUCUCUACAAUUUGCUGAUUUUAACCUACCAACAAACACCGGAGUUUGUCAAGAUAAUGUUGAAUUACGCUAUUAUCACUUAGGAAUGCGACGUGACUGUCAACCAGGACCACAAUAUUGUGGCGACAGUUCCGGUGAUGAUAAUUUCAGUUUUUUGAGUACAAAAAAUUAUAUUAUGUUGAUAUUUCGAACAAAUCAAGAUACUUUAAGUGGACGUGGUUUUAGCGCAAUGGCUCAAGUUGUAUAA